This is a messenger RNA of Seriola aureovittata, 1862 nucleotides long. Its product is annotated as PI-PLC X domain-containing protein 1-like. The transcript has 7 exons. Gene Ontology annotation, molecular function: phosphoric diester hydrolase activity. Gene Ontology annotation, biological process: lipid metabolic process. NCBI's taxonomy places the organism in Eukaryota, Metazoa, Chordata, Actinopteri, Carangiformes, Carangidae. Bases 139 to 1152 code for a protein of 337 amino acids. The record is from RefSeq and is a predicted model, not a curated record.
UAGUUUGUUACUGACAAUAACUCAACCCGGAAGACUUAGUAAGCAAACGGUAUUUAAAUUCAAAAUAAGGAAACUGCAGAUAUUAACCCUCCGUCAUGAAGUAAUGAGAAAGACAACGAAAUAUCUCACGUGAGGAACAUGGACGACGAACAACGGCAACAACUUGGGGGAAACGCGGACUGGAUGUCCUGUCUGCCUGAGGAGCUACUGGAUGUCCCGCUGUGGAACCUGGCUAUACCAGGGAGCCAUGAUAGCAUGUCUUUCUGUCUGGAUGUGUCCUCUCCUGUGCUGAGAUCACAGCCCUGCCUCCUCAGAGUCAUUGACAGGUUGUUUCCCUGCUGGACUCGCCCUUGUAUUUCCCGCUGGGCCACCACACAGCAAUCAGUCCUCAGUGAUCAGUGUGAUCUCGGUAUUCGGUUCUUGGACCUGCGGGUUGCCAGGAAGCCGGCUGGAGGCAGCAAAUUGUUCUUCGCCCAUGGCAUCUACACUCUGAUGACUGUCAAGGAGGCUCUGGAUGAACUGGCUAACUGGCUAGAUGCUCAUCCUAAAGAGAUUGUAAUCAUUUCCUGCUCGCAUUUUGAAUCGCUGACUGACAGAGAUCAUGCCUGGCUUGUGGAGUACAUCAUCAUGCUGUUCAGAAAAAAACUCUGCUCCUCACAGGACACACCCACUCUGCGUUCCUGUUGGUCCAGAAGUCAGCAGGUCAUUGUUUCCUAUGGAAACCAGCAGGUGGUGCUGCAGCACCCUGAGCUGUGGACUGGAGUACCUUACAGCUAUGCUGACAGCCCAGACCCCGAGAAGGUGAUUGCUUACCUGGAGGAGCAGAAGAGCAGAGGAAGACCAGCUGGUUUUUACGUCAGCGGCCUGAACCUGACGGAGGACACUCCUUACGUCCUCCUCCAUCCCCUCCAGACCAUGAGGAAGAUGACGCUGAAGGCUCUGUCGCUGCUGCUCAGCUGGACGAGUGAGCAGCGGCCAGGGCCUGAGGGUGGAGUCAACAUCAUCUGCUGCGAUUUUGUGGGCAUCAGUCAGUUCUGCUCGCUUGUGAUUGGCCUGAACUACAAACUGCUGGGCAGACCCAGGACACUCGCUGCCCGUACUGUCUGCAGGACACUGGGAGGUACCAUUGACUGUUACCAUAGCAACCGCUAGGGCUGUGACUGAUAUACCUUCCUAUUUUCCUCCUUUUCACUUGGAGAUUUCAUCCUGUUUACAUUGGUGUGUCUGUGUCAAAUUCAGUAUUAGAUAUUAAAUUUAAAUAUGAUUAACUGUGAACACCGUCAGACAUGACACACUAAAUAUGUCUCAUCAUGUGAAUAUUUUGUAUUAUUUUUGUAUCCUCAUACUUUUAACCUCACAAUUUUUCUAUUAUUUCAUUUCAUGUUAAUUAAGAUGUUGGCAUUUGGAAUAUACACUUUCACACAUUAUGUAAAUAAAUACAAACAAAUAUUGUAUGUUUGUAUGUUUCAUGAUAUUAAUAAUCAUUCAGUGUCAGCAGUGAAUAGAGAAAAGCUCUACUGUCUCAGAGGGACAGUCUGGCUUACAGAUAGCAGUCAAUUAUAAUAAAUACAAAAAUAAUGCAAAUAAUAAAAAGAUCCAUCAAUACAUACUGUAAGUGCAGUACAGAAGAGCAUGAGAUUAUUCUGCUGUGGAACUGAUUUCAAUUGCUUUACUAAUUUUAUUGUAUUUAAAUGAAAUGUUGUAUUAUGUAUGUAUUAGAUUUGGUUGGUAGAUACUCGAUAUCAAAUGGGAGUAAAAUAACAUGAGAACAUCCCUGAUUUUAACUGAGCUCCCUGAGAUAUUAACAUUUACCUUAAACAAAGGCUCUGAUAUUAAAAUUAAAAAAUGAUUGACAAACUAUA